Fonsecaea multimorphosa CBS 102226 is the source of this 2229-nucleotide messenger RNA. RefSeq lists its product as uncharacterized. Gene Ontology annotation, molecular function: GTP binding. The coding region runs from base 1 to 2229 and encodes 742 amino acids. Lineage: Eukaryota; Fungi; Ascomycota; Eurotiomycetes; Chaetothyriales; Herpotrichiellaceae. Gene Ontology annotation, cellular component: mitochondrion. The record is from RefSeq and is a predicted model, not a curated record. The transcript has a single exon.
AUGGCGGCGCGAACACCAGAAUCUGGGUUGAUAGAACGACGCCGACCAGUUUGCAUGCAGUUACGAUACGCAGACUGUGCGUGGGGAGAGGGACAGGAAUGUCGACUUCUAGUGAAGGCCACGAGGCUCCCGGGCUGGGCAGCUAAGGUUGAGUUUAAUUGGCGGAAUCGGCCUCUGAAGUUUGGGCCACUAGGCCACGCGCUGCAAGAUCCUCAAACCCCAAAAUUUCCAUGGUCGCCGCGUGCUGCACUUCCACAUCCCCUACCUACCAUUGACCUCUUUCUUCAAGACUGGCCUCAGUCCUUCACCAUCCUUCCCCCAAAUCAGAUGCAAAGCUUCACUUGCUUCACUUGCCGAUUGGUCUCCCGAUCUCGUCUCCGACAACGUCUGAUCGAGCUCCAGAAUGGCCGCCGCAGGUUAUCCUCCACCCGUUUCCAACCUCGAUCCAACACCCGUUCUCGACUCCAAGAGUCCAUGUCUGACAUUGCCGGGUCGUGGUACUGGGACACCGCUCCUCCGACCAAGGAGAACUUAGCUGCGGCUGCACACUUCUUCAAGAAUCAUAAGCCCUCGCGGACAUGGACGGGAACAGGCUGGAAAACUACGGAAGCAUGGCGACGUUCCCCGAAAUACUCGCAGGAACAGAACAUCCUGGUGCCAGAAGUCAUCUUUGUCGGGCGGUCCAACGUCGGCAAAUCCACCUUGAUCAAUGCUCUCACCUCUUCGGAUCUCAAUCGAGUCAGUGCCACCCCUGGAAUGACCGAGGUCAUGGCUGCGUGGGCACUGGCUGCAAAAGAUGAGCACGGUGGCGCCCUCAAAGGGUGGGAUGGCGAUGUCAACCCCAAAGUCACCCUUGUCGACAUGCCUGGAUAUGGCUUUGGCAGCAGGUCCGAAUGGGGCGCCCAGAUCGUGUCGUACCUAAACAACCGAAGAAAUCUGAGGAGAGCAUUUCUGCUCGUCGACAGCGGACACGGCGUCAUGGCUGCCGACCGUCACAUGCUGGAGAUUUUCCACAAGCUCGGGAUUCCGUUUCAGAUCGUUGCCACAAAGUGUGAUCGAUUGAGCUCGAAAGUGUCGGAAGGCGGCAUCCGUGAGACAUUGACGAGGCUGCGUGAUCAGGCCAACUUUGAGGGUCAAUCGGCGUUGAUGCUGGGUGAAAUGAUCGCGGUCGGUGCGCUCGAAAAUAUCGCGACGACGAAAAACGCAAAUCAAAAUGCCCUGGGCCUUACAAACCUGCAAUGGGCCAUCCUCAAGGCCGCGAACCUGGAGUGGUAUGCCAUGGAAAAAGCCGCCGACCAUAAAGUCAUCAGCAAAAGCGCGAUCAGUCGCCCCAGCCCAAUCGGCGCUGAAAUAUCGCAUUUGAUCCACACAAAGGGAUCCGAGUCUCCCAAGCCUGCACGGUCGUCCGGGAAUGCGUCAACGGCACUCCCAAACCUGAGCCUCCAGGAAUUCAUGCGCGAGAUAUUGGGCUUUGGUUCGGGAGGAAGCGCCGGAGCCUCAACCGAACCCCAAGGAAACCGCGCGGCACCGAGAGUUUUUGAUUCCCUAAAGAAAGUUGAGGGCAACAAACCGGGAAAGGCGAACGCUGGCUCGUCGUUACACGAUCAACUAGAUCUCCUGAUCACAGAGUUGAAAUCCCGCCGUCGCUCAGAGGGCGAGAGUACGAAUGGCCUUUCAGGGGAAGAAACGACUCCGUUUGACUUGCCCCUCACCCGUCCAACACCGGGUCCCGAACCUCCCUCUCCCAAGAGGACGACUCCCCAGGCGCCUCUUUCCGGCAAAGCCGCCGUCUCCCAAGGCAUCGAUGGCUUUGAAGGGAUAUUUCCCGAGUCCUCACCUAAAUCGUCAUCAAAGUCGGGGAAAGCACAGCAGCAGUCCCCCCAGACGCUGCACCAGCGGCGCCAGAAUCGCGCGGCGCCGGUGGAGCCGAAACCCUCGCGAUCCCAACCUCUGCCGCCGCCGGGGCAGCAGCAACCGGAAUUUGUCGGCAAAGGCGUCUCGCGAGGCCUGGACGCCUUUGAAGCCAUGUUCACAGCCCCGCCCACGCAGCCGACGACCAAGUCGAGCAAACAACAGCGGCAGCGGCAGCCUCAAGCGAGUGGACGGCGUCAGAAAACCCGAGCCGCGCAGAACGAGUCGCCGGCCCAGCCUCGUGGACGCGAACAGCCUGCUCUGAAGGGCAAAGGCGUCACCCGGGGCCUCGACGCGUUCGAGUCCAUGUUCUCCUAG